AUGUAUUUGCUGGAUUUUCCUCUCAGUUUUCUCAAGCUUCUGCCUCCAAGCCGUUGUCAAAGCGCAGUUAUGUCCAACGGAGGUGUGAAGAGGAAGUUGGCUGUGCUUGAUCGGGAUGCCUUCUUGGAGAAGUCGAAGGCCGCUCGCAUGCAGCGUUGCCCUCAAGGGCACUUCAUCAAGGCGAUGUACUCAUCCCUUGUGGAUGCCAUUAUCACUGAUCCAGAGCUAAUGGUGCUGCCACUGGACGAUCAUGCUAUUGUCAGGGGGCAUGCUGUCUUUGACACCUGUACGCUCGCCAACGGCUGCGUUUAUAGGUUGGGACUGCAUUUGGAUCGUCUCUUCACCUCUGCCAAGCUAGCAAAGUUGAAGCUGCCCUUCGGCGACAGUGAGGACGAGAACCGGAGAAGAAUAACAGAAAUUGUUUGCGAGACUUGUGUCGCAAGCGGCCUAAAGAAUGGAGGCGUGCGAUACUUUCUCACUGCUGGGCCUGGAAACUUUGGAUUCACCUCAGCAGGUUGUGAGCCUGCGUUCUACGUGACCGUGCUCAAAAGCGAGAAAGAUUCUGAAGCAACAGCAUUUGCCGAACGACUCGACGAGUAUGGCCGAGCAGUUUUGCCAGAUGGAAGGCUAACGAAAUCAGAAAGUUUGCAACUUUGCGAUCAGGUGCCGUGCUUUCUAGACAAGCCAAAGGUCUUUGUUGCAGGCUCCACUGGCGAGCUUGGUCGGAGGGCUACCUUGGAUAUGCUUCGGAAUGGCAUGUCCCUUUACCUUGGAGUGCGAGACGAGGGUCGAAUGUACGAGGUGCAAUAUCAGAAUCGUAGCUCCACCAAGUACCAGAUGACUGUCAUCCCAGAUGCGUUUAUUGAGGGUGGACAUGAGAAGGCCUUGGAGAUGCAGCUGCAGGAUGCUUCAGUGGUGGUCGAUCUGGCUGGAGCUCGCUUUGGCUUCGACAUCCUUCGGCCGGGCGUCGGCCUCGAUAACGAAGAGCCGGAGCGUUGUGACCUCAACGGGACGAAGGCCUUGGUGGAUGCAGCUAAGGCUAAAG
This is a messenger RNA of Durusdinium trenchii, 1045 nucleotides long. The record is from the annotation of a GenBank genome assembly. NCBI's taxonomy places the organism in Eukaryota, Dinophyceae, Suessiales, Symbiodiniaceae.